AAGCCGGCGCAGCUCGGAGGGGAAGGUACGCGCUUCCCCGACCAGAGAGGGAGAGAGAGAAAGAGAGAGAGAGAGCAGAGGCGGAGAAAGAGAGAAGAGGAGGAGGGAGCUCAGAGGAAGAGCGUGCUAGCUGUCAGUUCGGAGGAGGACGGCGAAGAGCCUCCACCGCGUUGGUUUUCUCGCUGUCACCUUUUACGCACGCGUUGACACUACCGCGCGCCUCUUUCCAACAACUCCCUUUUUAAACCCAAAACAACGGACUGUCACUUGGACUGACUUGGACACCAAUUUGGAAUACAGAUGAUAAUGUUGAUUUAAAGCACGUGUGGUGUGUUUUGAAAUAAAGGAACGGAUCGAGGCGCAUGACCAAGGAGAGUUUAUUCUUCUUACUUUGAGCACCUUUUGAUAAACUUGGCAAUGGACACGGAUACGUCUCAAUCCAGUAGUGACUUUCCAUUUGCCUUAAAUUGAUGACGAGAUCCCUAAGCACACUAUAAUUGACGCUAUCCCCCUCCCCAAAAUGGAUUUUGGACACUUUGAACAGAUCAUCUCCCGAGAGAGAAGACGCACGGCCACUCACUGACACAACUUCAACCGCUAAGCGGCACUUGUGUGUGUGGAUUCUUUGGACGAGUCAACCCGAUCUGUGGAAUAGAAGACGAGAGGAAAGCUUGGGGACUGUCAACGUUUGGUUUGAGUCCAAAAGAUGGAUUCAUCAACAUGGUUCUGCGUGUGUGCCCUCACACUUCUACCAACUCUGAUCGUCACAUCGGAGAAAGCAGAAUUUGAGCCAUGUGGUGGCUAUCUGGAUGCCACCGUCGCGGGCUACAUCACCACGCCUGGCUACCCGCUGGAGUAUCCCCCCCAUCAGGAUUGCCGCUGGGUCAUCACGUCGCCAGAACCUUCUCAGCGCAUUGUGAUCAACUUCAACCCGCACUUUGAGAUUGAGAAGCUGGACUGCAGGUAUGACUAUGUUGAGAUCCACGACGGCAACUCCGAAACGGCCGACUUAUUGGGAAAGCAUUGCAGCAACAUUGCCCCAGCACCAAUCAUAUCAUCCGGACCCGCCCUUCACAUCAAGUUUGUGUCUGACUAUGCCCACCAGGGGGCCGGCUUCUCGCUGCGCUACGAAAUUUUCAAAACCGGUUCGGACUGUUCCAGAAACUUCACAAGUCCCUCGGGUCUCAUCGAGUCUCCAGGUUUCCCUGACAAAUACCCCCACAACUUGGAGUGCUCCUUCAUCAUCGUUGUGCCCCCCAGCAUGGAUGUCAGCCUCACUUUCCUCACCUUUGACCUGGAGAACGACCCCUUGCCUGGAGCAGAGGGAGACUGCAAAUAUGACUGGCUGGAAGUUUGGGACGGGCUUCCUGGAGUGGGCCCGCUAAUUGGUCGAUAUUGCGGGACCAUGGUACCACCAGAGAUCCAGUCAUCGACUGGGAUUCUCUCCCUUUCCUUUCACACCGACAUGGCUGUGGCAAAAGACGGCUUCUCAGCGCGCUACAACAUGACGCACAAGGAAGUCAGUGAAACGUUUCAUUGCAGUAAUGCUUUCGGCAUGGAAUCUGGAAAGAUCACCGAUGAGCAGAUCACAGCAUCGUCAAGUUUUUACGACGACAACUGGCUGCCGCAUCAGGCCAGACUCAACUAUAACGACAAUGCCUGGACGCCCAAUGAGGACAGCAAUAGAGAGUACAUACAGGUGGACCUCUACACACUGAAAGUGAUCACAGGCAUCGCCAUGCAGGGCGCCAUUUCCAAGGAGACGCAAAAGUCAUACUACGUGACCACUUUCAAACUGGAGGUCAGCACCAAUGGCGAGGACUGGAUGGUUUACAGACACGGCAAGAAUCAUAAGGUUUUCCAUGCAAAUACCGACGCCACAGAGGUGGUUCUCAAUCGGAUCCCGCAGCCCGUCCUGGCCCGCUUUGUGCGAAUCCGACCUCAGACGUGGAAGAACGGCAUCGCGCUGCGCUUCGAGCUUUACGGCUGUCAGAUUACUGACGCUCCCUGCUCAGAGCUGCAAGGCAUGUUGUCUGGACUGCUGGCGGACUCGCAAAUCUCGGCGUCCUCCAUGAGGGAUAUCCAUGGCUCCAUGGGCGCAGCCAGGCUGGUGGCCAGUCGCUCAGGAUGGUUUCCCAACCCGACGCAGCCCAUCGCUGGAGAGGAGUGGCUGCAGGUGGACCUCGGCGUGCCCAAGAUGGUGCGUGGCCUCAUCACGCAGGGUGCGAGGGGGCUCGAGGGCAGCACCAGUGCAGAGAACCGAGCUUUUGUCAGGAAGUACAAAUUGGCUCACAGUAUGACCGGAAAGGAGUGGACGUACAUUACGGACAGCAAGACAGGCUUUGUAAAGUUUUUUGAUGGCAACAGCCACUACGAUACGCCAGAAGUGCGACGCUUUGAUGAGAUAAUAACUCAGUACAUCCGAGUUUUUCCCGAGAGGUGGUCACCUGCUGGGAUCGGCAUGAGGAUGGAGGUCCUCGGUUGUGACCUGCCAGAAACAACCACCGUGCCUGACACAGCGACCCCCACGCUGCCCAGGGUGGAACAGUCCACUGCAGCAAUGAGACCUGUCACCACGCCGUCGCUGUGGGCCGUAUGUGAUUUUGAACAGAGCCUGUGCGGCUGGUCCGCCGAUCCGCAAUCAGGCGUCAGCUGGUCCUUGCACAUGGCCGGGAGCAGCGCCGCCGGUCAUAGCCAGCAUGAAACCAGGCAGGAUCUGACACUGGGGUCAGAGAAUUUCUCAGGAAACUACCUCCACCUGGACGCCGGGGCCCACACCCAGCGCAAGCGAGCGAGGCUCCUGAGCCCCGAGGUGGCCCCCGAGCAAGGCCCGCUCUGCCUGCUCUUUUACUAUCAGCUGCAAGGGGAGGCGCUCGGGAGCCUGAGGGUCCUAUUGAGGGACAACGAACAGGAGGAGACCCUUCUGUGGUCUUUGAAGGGAGAUCAGGGGGCUCAAUGGCGAGAGGGCCGCACCAUUCUGCCACAAAGCCCCAGGGAGUAUCAGGUGGUGUUUGAAGGUUUCUUUGAGCAUCCAACCAGAGGCCACAUCCGAAUAGAUAACAUCCACAUGAGCAACACCAUCGACCUGGAGCAGUGCACACAGACCUCCCACCCGUUGACUCCUGACAUAACAAGGGGUGCCAUAUCUGGGAUGGAGCCCACUGUAGACACAGUGGCGGUGCAGACCUUUGCUGCCCACUGGUACUACCUGUUAGCGGGAGGAGGCGCCCUCCUUCUGCUGCUUACUGUAAUUGCGCUGGUGGUAUUGUGCUGCCGUCGGCACCGCUGGGGGUCCACCAAGACCGGCGCUAGCCACCAUCAUUCGGUGAUGUACCACAACAGUCAACAUCUAAACCAUCCAAACUGCUUCUACAACCAAAACGCCAGCUGUAAUCUCAAGCAAAACCCGCCUCAACCGCAAAGCGGGCCAGCUCGAGAGACCAUGUUGGUCGUCGGACAGGACAAAGACGACUGCUCUGAUUCCCACUGUUGAAAUCUGGACUGCCUGGGAAAUAUUCUGAAGAGACAUUUCACUUCAAAAAGACAACUUCUUGCCGUAACGGAAGGAUCAGGAUGCUUGAGAGGAAUUGUCAGACUUGGUGUGACUUUUAAUGACCACUGUGACAUCCAGCGAGAGCGUCUUUUGACCAUCUAGGCCUGAGUUGCUGGAAUGGAGCACACCACGGGACACAUUUUGAUCUCACCGCUCUUGUUUUUCUUCCGCGGUGGAAUUCAGAGUAGGAUACGUCUGUCUGCUCCACUCUCAUCUGUCGCAUGGACCCUGCCUGACACUUAAUAACUUGUCCAGGCUUCAUGUAAUACAUGGAAGUACACCUUUUUUUUUUUCUUGGGGAUGACAAGAAGCUGGCAUUUGUGUCCACCAACAUUUGAGAGACAAAAGAAAGAAAGGGAUGCAGUUAAGAAAAAGAAUCAGAGGAGCAGUGAAUGUUGACAAUGUUGUUCAUUUGGUCUGUCACUGUCGUGUCCACGUGUUUCAUUUGUUCGUUUGUUUUAGGCUGUUCAAAGUUUUUUAUCGUCAUUCAGAUGACGAAAUCACCUCUUGUAUGAUGUCUUUGUGUUAUCACUUUUAUAUAUUUAUUAUUUUGUGUUCAAGCGAAAGAUUCGCUCAUUCUGUCACAUAUUGUUCGCAUUUUCCUCAAUUUGUCAAUGUUAUUGUGCCUUUUCCGCAAUUUACUUAUUUUAGGCCUCCGAUUGGCUAAAAUAGUUUCACCACCUGUUGCUUUGGUUCGGUUUUGUGACUUUUCUUUUUUUUUUUUAAAUAUAGCACUGGUAUGAACUACAAUUAGCAGGUGGGCGGGGCAUGUAAACGUGGAUAAACUUACAACGAUUGUCCAUAACAUAUGCACGACGAACACAGCACAUGAAAAAACUCAGCCUAGAUAUGCGUUUUUAAGUAUGAUUUAAAAAAAAAAAAUCUAUUGAUGUCUAAAAAGUUGUGCCUCGGUGUUUAUUGACGGUUUGCCUGAAUCUUGUUGCCGGCUGAUUUACCGCCUGUUGUCUGCAUCUUUGUAUGACGGUUGAAUGAAAUGAAUCACAAAAAGAGAAUUCAACUUUGACUGUGUGAGGCUGCAGAUAAAAAUGUACACAUUGUUGUCGGUGUUAACUUGAUUGAUCGGUCGGUGAAGGGCAAAACGUUUUGCUUUGUAUUCAUUAGAUGAGACUAAGCCUUCACUGUGACCUUUGUACUCACAAAGUCGUUAAGCCUUUAUCUUAUAACUUUGUUGACUUUGGUUUAUUUUAACUUCUUAUUUAUUAUUUAACUCCCCAUCAAGUUAGCUUUUUGCGGGUGAUUUGAUCCCACUUGCUAGCAAAUGCAUCAAUGCUUUAUAAUGAUCAGCUAACUUUGUUUUUCAAAGGAUGACUUAAUUUUUGCUAACAACCAUUUAGCUUUCAGUGUAGGAUGCAAAAAAAAAAGGUUGAAUUAGCUGAAGUCGGUUGCUGAGUUUUUUUCUAUUGAAACAUUUUGAAUGUCCAUUCAUGUUGUGUUGUUGUGUGUUUUAGCAAUUUUUUCAAUCACAUUUCUGCUCAGGUGCUCACUGAUAGAUUCCACACUUUCAUCAUAUUUUUCCAUUGAUUUGGAUUCGUUUUAUUUAAAAAUCCAAAUGCAGUCACAGCAGUGUUAUUUUCAUUGAGUGAACACGAAUCUUUGCAAUUCUGUUCUCAUGUGCCUAUGAUGAAUUAUACUAGAAUGUCCAUCAUCUAUCGCGCCUUAGCUAGCCUAGCUUAGCCUAGCUAGAGCUUUAGUUGAUGUCAAAGGCUGAAACAGCUAAUGUCUGUCCUUCAUUCGCCUUUUACAUCCUAUUUUUAAACUUUGUUUUAUUGAAAUUUAUUGUAUAUGGCGAUAGUUGUUUCGACGGUUUUACGGAUGUUCCCAGCUGCCACCACGCGUUGUGUUUUCUCCCCACAUCAUUAUGUUCAUGCUCAAAUCCCAUGGCCUUUUUAUUAAACCCUCCUUGUUCUUAUUCUGCUCCUUCCUCCUGUGCUGCAAAUCCUUGCCGUAUAAAACACAGGAGAGAAAAUGAGAGGCAAAAAUCUCUCCGCGACGAAGGGCCCAUUAAGAGAAGAUGGCUUUUCCUCCAAAGAAUGGGCCCAGAGAUGGAGGGAGAUGAAAGCAGAAGAGAAACUGCUCUUUGUGCUUUCUAAAGAUAGAUUUUCUUUUUAUUUAUUUUAUGGAGACAGAGAAGCAGGUUGAGGUUUGGACUGACUAAAGGAAGGAGUUGAAGGAAGCGAGCGGCUUGUUUGAAACACAAAAGCCCAUAAAAAGGCUGCCCGCAAAGGACACACAAUGUCCUCACUCACACUCCAGCAACACACCGCAGCUAUUAAAUCGCUCUCAUUAAAUCAAAAUUUUACACAGUGUCACAUUCUCCGGAUCCUUCUUCGGCCAGUCUAUCUCAUAAAAGUGCUGUUUUGUGCUUGACUCAACAUGCAUUUGACUUUUGUGGAUUUUUCUGCCAUGUUAGCCGGCAUCCUUUCAGAUUGCUGCAUCGACCCGCCGAUGAUUUACACAUAAUAUGGCCUUCGAGCAGCUCCGAUCAAUAAUGCUCUGAAAUUCAAAUGGAGGAAUGAUAUAUGGUCCAUAUUUAUGUUGCCUAAGCCGUGCAGUUUUCGCUUUCAUGCGUUUAACUUUUUUGCAAGGUUUAGCAAAUGCCAUGCCAUUUUUCGGUGCUUUUUCAAUCAAUCUUUCAUUUUUCUUCACCUCCACCAACACACCAUAGUGCUUUAGUAUUUCUCAUUUAGUAAUGGAGCUGAUUGCCAUUAUUUAAAAAAUAAAACAAAACAGCAGUAAGCAUUUGCGGCCUUUCAAGUAGCUGAAUUCUUUUCCUUUUCCUGCAAGCCCGCUAUGAUGUCAAAAGGCCAUUAGCUGGAUACAAGUUCUCAUCUUAUUCUAUUAUUCUGUCUUGACUAAUUGGAGCUGCAGGGAGGUUUAAUCUCCUUCCACGGCACUGCGUGGAGUGCGCUCAGGGUGGAAGGAAGCCCGAGGGCUUUUAAAAGCUAUCAUUAGCCCGCAUUCAACACUCGCCCAAAGCGUGUCCGAACAGUUUUUUUCAAUUUUAUAGUAACACUACUACUCUAACUCUCAAUUAUAUUAGCGAGUCCUUCCUGAAGUUCGUAUGUGAACAAUGCAAAAAAAAAAAAAUUCUGUCCAAUUCAGCCAAGUGGGAAAAUGUAAUUCAACAUUGUGUUUAAUUUUUACACAUUGCUUCCAUGUUAUGGUAAUUAGUUAGUGUCUCUUUUGUUUUGUAUGAACAAACUGUAACAUGUCAUGGCUUAAAAGGACUUCAUGAGAAUAUAUGAGAAGUUGAUUUUUUUUGAAGAUCCUGACAGACAUGAGUUGAGAUGAUGAAUGAAAAGAGGAGAUUGAUUGGAAGUCCCACGGGGUAAAUAAUGCAGCGGUGGGCGCACACUUGAGCGAAGCCAUUCAUCAACGAGCGUCAGAAAGCGUGCGUGCGCUUCUGCUCUUUCCUCUCACUCCUCGCAGUUAACAAGACUUUAUUAACGUCUUUUUGAUUUCCUGCUUGGCGUAAAUCAAUUUUCAUUCUCCCACUUGAAGAAAAGCCGCCGAAAUGCAAAUUUCCACAUUAUAAAUGAUAGAUGAACGUUUGAGGUCGUACGUUUUCCACCGGCAUCCAAACUUUUGUUUACUUAAUGACACUCGUGAGCUCAAUUUUUACCUAUCAAUGAAACUUUUUUUCUCAUUUGAGUAUUGUCUUAAAAGAUGAAAUGACCUUAACUUGCCGUAUCGAUGGAAACGAAGCUAUAUAUUUUAUUUAUUAUUUACCUCAUAAUAUCUUCAGCGUAUCUUUUUUGGCUUGUCAAUGAGUGGUUACCAGCCGCACGUCUGUAACACUUUGGUUGUAUUUGACUUUCUUUCAAACUGAAGUACAAGUGAGCUUUAAAGCUGCCUCACAAAUGCGCUUGUGUUGAGAUUCAUGUCUGUGUGAAAAUAAUAAAAGUCAUAUUUUUCUAUUCAA
Messenger RNA from Syngnathus acus (greater pipefish), 7496 nucleotides. Its product is annotated as neuropilin-2-like. The transcript has 17 exons. Bases 707 to 3493 code for a protein of 928 amino acids. Gene Ontology annotation, biological process: angiogenesis; vascular endothelial growth factor signaling pathway; axon guidance. Lineage: Eukaryota; Metazoa; Chordata; Actinopteri; Syngnathiformes; Syngnathidae. The record is from RefSeq and is a predicted model, not a curated record. Gene Ontology annotation, cellular component: membrane. Gene Ontology annotation, molecular function: semaphorin receptor activity; vascular endothelial growth factor receptor activity.